AUAAGAGGAAUAAAACUCCUUCCAUUUAGGAACCUGGGUCAUCCAUUUGUUUGGCCUGGUAUUUCUGUGUGCCAGGAGAGGUACAUUUUGGACCCAGCCCAAGCCAGCUGGGUCUGACAAUUGCCCAUCAAUUGCGUGCGUGUGUGUGUGUGUGUGUGUGUGUGAGAUGUCUUCAAGCAGACACUGAAUCACAGAUUACCUACACCAAUCCCCUCUGACAGGAAAAAAAAAUUUGAGGUCUCCAGAGGGAAAGGGACUUCCUAAGGCCAAAGUUUAAAAAGCAGAACUGAGAUUUGAACCAGUUCUUAGGGAUGGUAUAGAGGGGACUGUUGCUCAGGUAACGAUUGCACUAGGUAAUCAAAAUCUCCUAGUGUGUCUCUCAGCUUCUAACUGCCACUUUUGGCUUCUAAUGACUGACUAGAAUGGGGAGGUAGGAGUUAAGCCUCUUGUCUUCAAUAGUCAGGGCUUCUAUCCCCUCCCCUCUCUGCCCUGACUGCCUAGCAACCGCUGAGCGUCCCUCCCUCGCCAGCUUAGGGCAGCUGCACCAUGGCUUCCACCGCUCCUGGGCCUCUGGUGGCCAAGAAGGUGGUGGUAUACCGGAAUGGGGACCCCUUCUCCCCAGGGCGAAGGUUGGUGAUCACCCACCGCCGUUUCCCCACUUUGGAGGCAUUUCUUAACGAGGUGACAACUGCCAUACAGGCUCCUCUGGCCAUUCGUACCCUGUACACCCCACAGCACGGCCACAUCGUCACUGAUCUGUCAGAGCUUCAGAGUGGCGGAGAGUAUGUCGCUGCCGGCUUUGAGCGUUUCCGGAAGUUGCCCUGUGUCUACCUUGGAGGGGAAAAACCAGGCAGGAAAAACAUCAAGUUCCUGGCUCCUCCAACUCUCCCAAGACCAAAUUACAGGUCUCCUGGAAGGAGGAUGCCAGCCUCGGCCUCUUGCACAAUUCAGGUAUUCAGAAAUGGGGACCUGCUUAGCCCCCCUUUUAGCCUGCGCCUGUCCCUUGCCUCCCAUCAGGACUUCGGAGCAGUGUUGAGGCAACUGACUGAGAAGGCUAAGUUGAAGGGUGGGGCUGUGAGCAGACUCUGCACAUUGGAAGGGGUGCCAGUGUUGGGCGGAGAAGCCCUGGUGAAUGGCGGUUACUAUGUGGCUGUGUCAGACGACGUAUAUAAGGCCCUGCCCUACCUGGAGCUUCUGGUGCCAAGCCCCGCCCUGCCUGGUGGCUUCUGGCGCCCACCAAGCCUUGAGCCUGGAGCCUACAGGCACAAGGCAGAUAUCUUCAGGGCUUCUGCGGCCCAACUCUCCAGGAAAGAAUCCUCCACUGGCUUUGCCAGACCUAGGCUGGCCCGACCUCAUCUGAGAAGGCGCCCCCUACUUCAGCCUGGAGAAAGGAGUGUGUAUGGUGCACCCCACGCCAGGAGGGAACUGGCAGGUGCCCAGGAAGUAGAGGAGGAUAGGACUACCUUGACAGAGGUGCCCUUGGAUGAGAGGGCUGCAGAAAUGGUAGAAGAAGCCUGUUUCUUGGAAAAUGCUGCUUAGGGUAGGUGGUGUAGAACUAAACUUAGGUGCCAUUCCGAGAACCAAGAAGCCCAGCCCAACCUCCUUCCCUCCCCCUUUCCCUGGCCCCCAGCCAGCAUUCCAGCAGCAGCCAUGGCACAGCCUUUUAUUGAACCAACCCGUCCUCUUCUGCUGUGGUCCCCCAAUCUCCUGCCAAGAUCUCAGCUGGAGAUCCACAGGCCGUUCGAGUCUGCCUGGCCCACCAACCUGCAGUGAGCCUGCCCAGUGAAGGGAAAGCCUCUGCUUCCAGGGGAAGGGAAGGGUUACCUUCCUCCACCCUGUAAAGCCUGACACGAGGUGGGGUGGGAAGGACGCAGGGGCAUACACUCUUUGAGAGGCUUUGUCCUAAUAAAGAAAAUAGUUUUCUCCC
Molecule: messenger RNA, 1927 nt
Organism: Phascolarctos cinereus (koala)
Lineage: Eukaryota; Metazoa; Chordata; Mammalia; Diprotodontia; Phascolarctidae
Gene: DCDC2B
Product: doublecortin domain containing 2B
Biological process (GO): intracellular signal transduction
Cellular component (GO): microtubule; microtubule organizing center
Source: RefSeq, a predicted model, not a curated record